AUGAGAGGCCCCCUUUCUAUGGCAGCUUCACAAGGUGGCCUUUCUUCCACUCUUCGGGCAUUCUUUCUUGCUCCCAGAAGAAGCGGAGAAGACUGGCUUCCAAAUCAACAUCGGGAAGAUGGAGGUCGUGAGGCUCACACUGUUCAUUUCUUUCUCACUAACUACCUAUCUCAGCCUGUUCAUAUUCGUCGGCAUCCGUCCGUCUCGAGAGACGAUGGAGUAGCGCCACCUGAUAAUAUUUAUCUAUCUCAACUUGUUCAUAUCUAUCUAUUUAUUAAUCUAUCUCAAUUUCUUCAUAUCUAUCUAUCUCAGUCUGUUCCUAUCUCUAUCAGAUUCUUUUUUCUGUUUUCUUUUUCCCACGUUUUCUUCUUUUCUUUUUUCUUUCUCUUUUUCUUCAUUUUUCUUUUUUCUUCUUUUUCUCCUUUUUCUUUUUCUUCUUUUUUCUUCUUUUUCUUCUUUUUCUCUUUUCUUUCUGUUUUUCAUUUUUUCCUUGUCUCUUUCUUCUUUUUCUUCUUUCUUCUUUUUCUAAUUUUUCUUCUUUUUCUAAUUUUUCUUCUUUUCUCGUUUUUACUUCUUUUUUCCAUCUUCUUUUUAUUAUUUUUCUUUUCUUUUUCUCCUUUUUUUCUCCUUCUUUUCCUUCUUCUCCUUUUUAUUCUUUUUCUUUUCUUCUUCUUCUUUUUCUCCUUUUUUCUUCUUUUUCUCCUUUUUUGCUUCUUAUUUUUCUUCUUCUUUUUCUUUUCUUCUUUUUUCUUCUUCUUUUUGCUACUUCUUCUUUUUCUUGUUUUUCUUUUCUUCUUGUUCUUUUCUUCGCCUUUUUCUUUUCUUCUUUUUGCUACUUCUUCUUUUUCUUCUUUUCCUUCUUUUUAUUCUUUUUCUUUUCUUCUUUUUCGUUUUUCUCCUUUUUUUUCUUCUUCUCUUUUUUUCUUCUUUUCCUUCUUCAUUUUAUUCUUUUUCUUUUCUUCUUCUUCUCAUUAUUAUUAUUAUUAUUAUUAUUAUUAUUAUUCAACUCUUCUGCCUGUACUGAACAUCUCAAUGGUUUUCAAAGCACUUCACCAACAGACGGCUUUGCUCAUGGCGAAAAGAAUUCAAGCUAUGAUAAAUAAACACAACAAUCCCCAAGGCUUGUCUGUUUAUCUCAUUUGA
Acanthosepion pharaonis is the source of this 1143-nucleotide messenger RNA. The record is from the annotation of a GenBank genome assembly. NCBI's taxonomy places the organism in Eukaryota, Metazoa, Mollusca, Cephalopoda, Sepiida, Sepiidae.